CACAGCGUCCUACCAGAUUAAGUUUGUUGGUGGGCCAUUGUUGCUCUGGUGCUUAGGGAAGUAAAUAUGAUUGUUUUAUUAUGUGAAUUAUCUAUCGUUAACCACUUGUCAACGUGGUGGCAUGGUUUAUAUCUUUUCAACGAGAAAGGAUAAAGAAUUAUAAUUGAAAACACAGUAUUGUCAAUUACAUUUAAAGUUAAUGGAUAUUGAUUUUCCUUUGGUCCAGCCUUGUUUUGAUAAGGUUCAUACUAAAUUUCGUUUCGACUUGCUUGAAAGUUAACUAAGUUGUAUAAUUAGCUGAUUUUAAUUGUUGGAAACACGAUGAAGAAGGUUUUAAGUUUUGUAAAAGGAAAGAAGGAAGAGAGAAAAGAAAUAAAAGUGAAUCCGCCCAUUUCUGUUGAGAUCACAAAUCCAUCUGGACAAAAAAUUACAAGUGAUGAUGAGCAUAUAAUUGGUUUGCAGCAAGCGUCUGGUUAUAAUAUAGAUGUUAAUGGGAAGGAUAAGACACUGUCUAAAAUUCAUAAAGCAGCCUGGUUUGGUAAUUUAGAAAAAGUUAAGUUGUAUUCAAAGAAAAUUGAUGUUAACUCUGUUGACUGGAACAAUAGAACCUGCUUACAUUUGGCUGUUGCACAGGGUCAUACUGAAGUUGCCUGGUAUCUUUUAAAUAAUAAUGCUUCCAUGACAAUUUGCGACAAUGAUGGUCUCAAUCCAUUUUUGAAGGCCAUAGAAUGUGGGCACAAGGAUUGCACUAAUCUUCUUAUUGAAUGUGGUGUUGAUGUCAAGUUAUCUGAUAAGCAUGGUAACACAGGUCUUCAUUUUGCUGCAAAAGCAGGUUUCUACAAUAUUGCAGCUUUGCUAUUGAAAGAAGGAGCUAAUUUUAAUACCCCUAACAAUGCUGGAGAUUAUCCAUUACAUCUGGCAACUAGUUUUGACCACAGGGAAAUGGUAGAACUAUUAAUCAGGAAUGGAGCUAAUGUUGAUGUUGUAGACAGAGAGGGACGUACAUCUCUUAUGUUGGCUGCUAGAUCUGGUUUAAAUACUAUAAUUAAGGUGCUUUUGGAUGCUGAUGCUUCGUUGGAAAUAGUAGAUUCUAAUGGUUGGACAGCAGAGGAUUAUGCACAGUUUGGAAAUCACCAUGACCUUGUCGAACUUUUGAAAAUUCAAAAGAAAAUUGAAGUAGUCUUAGAUCAUUCUGAUAAACUUAGUGUUCAGUCUUCUGAUCCUUCUGAAACAUUUGAAGGUGUUCCUGGUCAAAGUAAUACUGGUGAUGAGCUGCCUGACUCUCCUAGAUCAUGCAUUACACCACCACCACUUGAGCCUCCAAGGAGUUGGGAUCUCAUUCAGUCUGGUGUUAUUGACCAGGAUAGUGCUGAUGCUAGACGCAGGAGUUUUAUUACUCUUGGUACAUUGAAGAGAGAAUCUACGGGCGGAAGCUGUGACUUGCCUACAACUGCUAAUUCAGAGAUAAUACCUUCUGCUUUAACUCCUAGAAGCGACUGUAUUCCUGUUGAAAUGAGGUUGAGUCCUGAACCAUUGGCAAAAGAUAGAGUACCAACACCAGAAAGACGUACCAGAUCACCUUUGGAAAGAGCCAAUUCUCUUGAUUUACCAUCUGAUCAAGAUUCUCCUGGUAUCGGUACUCCAGAUAAAGUUCUUGCCCCAAGUACAUUCAUAGAAAUUACUUCUUCUCCUGUCAAAGAUUCACCUGAAAAUGACUUAUAUGAUUCAGAAAUAACUAAUCAAUGGAACACUGAAAACAACAACAACAUUACAUUAGACAAACUAGAUAAUGUAAUUAAGCCUAUUGAAUUUGGAACAAAUAUAAAUGAAAAAUCACCACCUUCACCAAUUCCAAAUAUAUAUAUGACAUUUGGGGAAAUAGAUAAAGUGAAUAUUGAAUUUUCUCAAAAUUGUGCUAGUAAUAUCAAACAAAGUGAAUUUGAUGGGAAACAAUUAGAUGACCGAAGUUAUACCAUCGAAUAUUCUCAGUCAUAUGAUAAUUUAGAUGAAAGAAGCUUGUGUACUGAUAAUGCCUUUACAGGAGUUUCAUCAUCUCUUGACAAUCUAGAAGAUAUUGAAGAUAAGAGCUUGAGUAUUGAAAUCAUUCAAUCUACUGGAAAAUUGGAUGAUACCUUGGCUGUUUGUACUUUUCCUGCAAAGUCCAAAUUUAGGGAAACUCAUUCCUUAGAGCUUUUGGAGGAAGUAGUCGAUUUAAAAUCUUCGAAAAACAAAAGGCAUUCGAGAAACAAAUCCAUAACACUCCAAGGUCAACCUCAAUUUUGGAGAAGUGCUGAUGUUAUAGUGAAGUCAUCAAGCUUUGAAAAAUGCACAAACAUAGAUGCACAGCUUGAAUGCUAUGAUGAAGCCUUGCGACAACUAGCAAAAGUUAAUAUGCCUAAAGCAAUGCCUCCAAAAACUGAUGAAACCAAUAUGAAACCAUUACACAAUUUUGUAAAUGACAUUCCGUUUCUACCCAAAGAAACCAAUUACCAUCCUGAAGAUAAUACUUUUCCGCAAGUCCAUGACAUAGAACCAAUAUCUUUAGAUUUUCCUCCUGAAGUCUUAGAAAAUGAGCCAGAUUCUCUGGAUAUUGAAAAAGAAACAUCAUUUCCUCCUCCUCCAACAUAUUUCAUGGAAAAUGAAGAUAAUGAAAUAGUUCAUAUUAAUACUGUUGAAGCAUGUCUUCAAACUAUUGAUAUCAAUUUACCACUUCCUAUAUCCAUGUUGACACCUAUAAAAGAGAAUCAUUUUGAAUCAGAUUCCUUAUCUAAUAUGGAAGUACAUGAUGGCGAUGAAAGUGAAUCGUCAAUUGUUGAAAAUGAUGUUGCUCCAAGAAAAUGUUCAGCCACCCCUGGUCAUUUCAAUGUAGAAGUAAUUGUAAACAAUAAGAGUGGAGAAGCUUCCCCAGAAUCUGUCAGUACGCCCGUUAAUAAAUCACCUGAUGUCAAUUAUAUCAAAUCUAAUUCUUAUGAUUCAUCGAACUAUUAUGAUGAUGCUGAUGAUGUUUUCUUACAGGAUGGUAAUCUUCCUGACCAAUAUCAUAAAUAUUUGGUUGAUGUUAGAGCUCUUCAAAUUCAUCCAGAUAAAAUAGACUUCACUAAGGUAAUGAUUCCAGCUGACACACCUAGUCCACCUGAAAAGUCUUCUGAUGAAGUUAAUAAUUCUCCUGUUGAUAAAGAAAUACCAACCAAUAAAUUUCCGUCAUUAAACUUUGAUAUAGGAGGCAUAUGUAAUUUGAAAACCAGCUCAUCAUUUGUAAGAAUUGAGAAAAAUGAAAAUGGUGAAACUACAGGAGUAGGAAGACCUUUGCGUCGUAAAAGAAAACUACUGCUUGCAAUGAGAGAUGUUGAAGGAGGUGAAACUACAGAAAGUGGAGUUCAGAUGGCCAGCAUUGAGAAUGAUGAAGAAGAAGAAGAUUCUGACGAGGAUCCACCUUUCUGGCAAAGUACUGAUAAAGGUGGAUACUUUAUCCGUCAAAACACUGUUAUCCCUAUCAAUCCAGCUCUGCUGAAACCAGAUAUGGCUGAUGGAUCGAUGCCAGGUACAUCUAAGACUCCACAAGGGGUUAUAUCAAGCCCUCCUGGAAGUAGUGAGGCUGAAACGGCCAGUGCCUCAGACACACCAAAGCGUUCACCCAAGCUACAAAAAGGUAUGUUCCAUAAUUACUUAAAAGAGGCUACUGUUGAGAAAGGAAAAUUAGAAGAAAAAGCUGCAUCCCUUCUUGGAACUGCUGAAAGACUCCAGUAUGAACUGGAAGACUCAAGGCAAGCUGAAGCUGCUCGAGAAGACACAAUCGCUGUGUUACAGACCCAACUUGCAAAGCUGGAAAGCAGAUAUACAAUGGCACAAGAAGAAAUAUGUUGUUUCAGGCAUAGAGCUAUUACUGCGGAGCAGGAAUUGGAACACCUUCGAGAAAUAUGCAUGAAUUUAACAAAAGAUAAGUCAGAAGUAUACAGAGACCUGACUAUGUAUCUUGAGUGUUCAGUAUUGUCAAAAUCAAAGUCUUCAGAAAAUACAAAAAUUCCAGUAAAUAUUUCAAUUGACAACAUCCAUUUGAUGCUGAAACAUUUAGAAGAAGAAAAAAAAGUUGAAGAGGAGAAAAACAGACGACUUGUUCAGCACUUGGAAGAAGUUUUGAUUACUAACCAAAACAUGAUUACUGAACGGGAAGCAUUAAUAGCUCAAAACAUAGCUGAUGUAAGAAAGCUUCAAGAGGACACAAUAUGUUGGAAAGAAAGAUAUGAGGAUUGUGCUGCCAAGCUAGAAAUGAUGGAUAAAAAGCAAGACCCCCGAUUGCUUGAAGCUCAAGACACUAUUGCUACACUUAAACGAACAAUUGCUAUAUUACAACAAGAAAAAACAGCUCAUCCAAAAUAUUAUGAUGUUUCAACUAGCACUGCCUCUCCCAGAAAGUUUUUGGGUUCAACAGAUUCUGAUGGUAUUGAUAAAUCUUGUUCAGAAAUAGCUCUGGGAGCUUUACAAAAUGAACUUAGUGCAUGUAGGAAGUUGUUAGAAACCUAUGCUGUGGAAAAAAGUGAAAAUAAGAAAAAUAGUGAAUGCAGUAAGGUUAGUGACAUAGAACAAAAAUUGAAAAUAGAAAUAGCCAAAAGGGAAAUAUUGGAAAAUCAAGUAAAAAGGCUGCUAAGUGAAGUACAGCAAAGGAUAGAUACUGGACAUUUGGAUAGUAUUCAACAAAAACUUGUAAAGGAUUUUGUAUCCAGGAAGGAAAUAGAAGAAAUUAAAAACCUGCACGGGGAAGCUCUAGAAAGAGUAAGACAGGAAGUAAUAUUUGAGUCGGAAUCAAAAUUAAGUGCCAAGCUUGCUGAAAUUAAUGCUCUGAUUCAAGGGCAGAUGCAGGAACAGAUAAAACUUGAAAAGAUGAGGGAAAAUAGUGAAUCUUCUAUUAAACAACAAUUUGAAAAUAUUAGUUGCACCUUACAGACAGAACUUGGAAAGAUUCAAAGUGCUCUAAAAGAAAAAGAAGCUGAAGAAAGAUUAUUUAGAAGUAAGUUUGGAGAAUUGGAGAUAGAAUUAAAGAAAAAUCUUGAAGGUAAACAGAAUUCUGAGAAUUAUCAAAGUGAUCUAAGUCAAAGUAAUGAAGAUAUAGAAAAUAAACUAUUGAUAUCUCCCUCCUUUCAAAAGAAAGACACCACCUUGAAAAUGUAUCCUCAGCAAAAAGAAGAGAUAAACAUCUUGAAAAAAUGUGAAGAAAGGAAAGAAAAAGAGGCCUUGGAGCCAGAAACACUUGAAGAGAAGCUCAGUGAAGAAUUAAAACUAAAAUACAUUAAAAAAUUUUAAUUUUUGUAUAUUUUUAAAUUUAUAAACCAUAGAUAAACGAAGUACUUGUUAAAUUGCCAAUUUCUUAAAUCAUACAAUGAAUACUGUUAAUGUUUAC
Molecule: messenger RNA, 5395 nt
Organism: Nezara viridula (southern green stink bug)
Lineage: Eukaryota; Metazoa; Arthropoda; Insecta; Hemiptera; Pentatomidae
Source: the annotation of a GenBank genome assembly